This is a messenger RNA of Dentiscutata heterogama, 568 nucleotides long. The record is from the annotation of a GenBank genome assembly. NCBI's taxonomy places the organism in Eukaryota, Fungi, Glomeromycota, Glomeromycetes, Diversisporales, Gigasporaceae.
UUUACAACCAGUAAAACAAAAAACAAAAAUUUUACUAGAAAAAACACCAGCACUCUCAACAAACUCUGACGGGGUGGAAGCCCUCAAUAUCAAGAAAUGCAAACUAGAAACCACAACCAUGAGCAAGUCAUAUGCAAACAAGAAAACUAAGCUGGACUCAGACAGAAGCAAAAUUUUUUCCUUCCAGAAAACAAAAAACUUUGGUAGUAAAGGCAACAAAACAAAGACCAAUACAACCUCUACAGUAGAGCCUGUAGUUAACAAGUUUACAAGUUUUGAACUAGAGGACAGCACUGCAAGUUGGGCAAACCAAGUGGAAAAUGAGCAAAAAUAUCAAACAGAAACUCUCAAAACUCCUUUGACCUUAAGAAAAACAUGUAAUAACAAUGAAAACUUGGAAAACAACAAGUAUACAAAAGAUACAGAACACAUGUCAAAUGAUGAAAACAACAAACAGGCAUCUGAUAACAAGCAUGUGUCUGACAACAAACAUGUGCCAAAUAAUGACCAACCAGGGACCUCCUCUGCAGGCACCCCAAAUAACACACUAACUCCAAACAACCUACAG